Molecule: messenger RNA, 1176 nt
Organism: Olea europaea var. sylvestris
Lineage: Eukaryota; Viridiplantae; Streptophyta; Magnoliopsida; Lamiales; Oleaceae
Exons: 4
Coding region: 1-1176 (391 amino acids)
Biological process (GO): proteolysis
Molecular function (GO): zinc ion binding; aspartic-type endopeptidase activity; nucleic acid binding
Source: RefSeq, a predicted model, not a curated record
AUGGCACCAUCUACUCAUACGAAUUUGAUGCGCGAUUUACUACGAGCGGUACAAGAGUUGAGCAGGAAAAAUCAAGCACCUCCACCACAAAAUGCACCGCCACAGCAGAAUGCACCGCAUUUUGCCCCUGGAGCUGUCUCAGUGGUUGAGCAGUUUCGUAGGUACAAGCCUUCCACUUUCGACGGUAAUUCUGAAUCACUGGUUGUCGAAGAGUGGAUAAGAGGCCUGGAGCGCAUAUUUCGACACAUUGCUUGUACAGAUGCACAGAAAGUAUUAUGUGUAGAAUUUAUGUUGAUUGGAGCAGCUGGUCACUGGUGGGAAUCUGUUUCACGUACAAGGACGGAAGAGCAGCAACAUAAUCUGACUUGGGAGCAGUUUAAAGAUGAAGUGAUGGCAAAAUAUUUCCCACAGGCCUUGAGAGAUUUCAAGGAAUCAGAAUUUUUGCAGCUCAGACAAGGGAGUAUGUCACUUACUGAUUAUGAAAGACAGUUUGAGCAGCUCUCAAGGUAUGCCCCGCACUUGGUGGAUACAGAAGUUAAGAAGAUUAGGAGGUUCGAGAAUGGACUGCGCCCUGAGAUCGGCAUGAUCAUUAUGUCCCAUCGUUUCACCUCAUAUCGUAAAAUGCUGGAGAGGGCUCAUGCUAUUUCAUAUCAGAGGACCUCAUUUGAACAGGGUGAAUGCUUACUCGGGAAGAACAUGUGUUUUCGAUGUGGUAAGCCAGGGCACAUUGCUCUCAACUGUACAGAGCCACCAAAAAGGAAGGAUGAUGAUCAGGACAAGAACAAGAAAGGAAAGGCCCGAGUUUUCGCACUAAAUCAGCAUGAGGCGGAGCAGGAUCCGAAUGUGAUAUCAGGUAUUCUAUUAUUAUCUGAUGUACCCGCUUACGUACUUUUUGAUUCUGGGGCUACCAAUUCUUUUAUCUCUACAUCCUUCGUCGCUAGGUCAAACCUUGCAUGUGUGAAAACGAAUUAUGAAUUAGAGCUUAGCAUCCCUUCAGGAAGAACUCUUUGUACAAAUCUGAUGACUAAGGCUAUGAAGUUAGAGAUUGAUGGGAAAAUAUUACAAGCAGACUUAUACCUUUUGGAGAUGAAAGAUUUCGAUGUUAUUUUGGGCAUGGAUUGCUAUGCAAGCAGAAGAGAUGUUAAGGAAGGAGUCAUGCCAGGGAUUCUUAGUUAA